Molecule: messenger RNA, 831 nt
Organism: Alternaria metachromatica
Lineage: Eukaryota; Fungi; Ascomycota; Dothideomycetes; Pleosporales; Pleosporaceae
Exons: 1
Coding region: 1-831 (276 amino acids)
Source: RefSeq, a predicted model, not a curated record
AUGGCCAACACCUCGCUUCUUCUGGACUUGCCGGCCGAGCUCCGCAACACGAUCUACCAACUUGCUCUCACCCACUCAGAGCCGCUGCAUUACCGCAUGCCUAAGGAUGGUGAAGACAAGCCGUACCUCUACCAUCGCGAGGCACCUUUCCAGCAGGGGGAUGACGAGAAGCUUGUCGAAUACAACCAGCUCAAGUAUGUUAACAAGCAGUUGUAUGCAGAGACUGCUGGUUUGGAGCUCAAGUUCAACGACGUCACAUUGUCUGAGGGUUCGGGACAUGAGUCUCCGUCCGACAUGCUUACUGCCUGGGUGUCGUCGAUAUCUAUUGCCAAAAGGUCCUGGAUCAAGACCAUCAGCAUCAAAUGCGACAAGUAUGACCCAAAGUGCUUCGAUAGUGAGAGCGCGGAGGCUGUCGCACGCCUCGCACGACUCUGCAACGACAUCCCCACUAUGAGAGUCAAGUGUUAUAACCCUUUUUGGACAUACGCCAACCGCCGGCACUACGACGUUGUCUUCUUCUUUAUGGCGGCUCUAUCCAUUUACUAUGCAUACCGUGGCGAAACCACCAAAUACCUUAUUUUCGACGAAUCCGAACAUACUAUGUUGAAAGAAUCUGGAAAGAAAUGGAGAGAGCCAUGUAAAGGCCCAAAGGUACACUUGGCGCAACUGCAGGCCGAGAACUUAAGGUACUUCCCCACCUUACCUGCGAACUUCACAGUACCCGUCAUCAAGGCAAAUCACAGAGUUGCGGAAGAUGGCGAGGUUAUUCCAGAGGCAGAGCAGUGGAUCGGCAACAAGUACUUGAGAGAGUGGAUGGAGUAUGGUAUCUAG